GAGCAGAAUUUCACUCAGUUCUCUAGUGGCCGGUUUGAGAAGGACUGCCACGAGACGAGACGCGAUUUUUCGCUCCUCUUUGUCACACGCCUGCGCUUCCCUCCACCUAUAAACCUCGUUUCACGAGUCGCAACGUCAUCGGGAGGCUGAAUCUUCAUCCAGCAUAAUGUCGUACUGCACCCGAAUCCUUCGGGAUCAGAAACUUGCGAUAUUCGUGACAGACAUCCAGCAAAGAUGUUUCAGCGCGAGCGCCUUGAGUUUUGCCGCCCAAAAGGUGGCAAUGUCCAAAUUCGAUUCGACUAGUUAUCUCCCUUACGACAAGUUGGAGGAGAAAUUAAAAGUAGUGAGAAAGAGAUUGAACCGGCCACUGACGUUGUCCGAAAAAGUUUUAUAUUCUCAUCUCGAUGAACCCGACAAGCAGGAAAUCCAACGUGGAACCACUUAUCUCAGAUUGCGACCAGAUCGAGUGGCUAUGCAGGAUGCCACUGCUCAGAUGGCCAUGUUGCAAUUUAUCAGCUCCGGACUGCCAAAAGUCGCCGUACCCUCGACGAUCCACUGCGACCACUUGAUCGAGGCCCAAGUGGGUGGCGAGCAAGAUUUGAAACGCGCCAAGGACAUCAACAAGGAAGUCUAUAAUUUCCUGAAGACGGCCGGUGCCAAGUACGGCGUCGGUUUCUGGAACCCUGGUUCCGGUAUCAUCCAUCAGAUCAUCCUCGAGAAUUACGCAUUUCCAGGUCUGCUGAUGAUCGGCACCGACUCCCACACGCCGAACGGCGGCGGUUUGGGCUGUCUCUGCAUCGGUGUAGGUGGGGCUGACGCCGUGGACGUGAUGGCCAACAUACCGUGGGAGUUGAAAUGCCCCAAAGUGAUAGGCGUGAAACUGACCGGGGCCCUCAAAGGAUGGACGAGUCCUAAGGACAUCAUUCUCAAGGUGGCCGGUAUCCUGACGGUGAAAGGAGGAACCGGGGCCAUCGUGGAAUACUUUGGGCCAGGUGUCGAGAGCAUAAGUUGCACUGGGAUGGCGACCAUUUGCAACAUGGGCGCCGAGAUUGGCGCCACAACAUCCAUCUUCCCGUACAACUUUCGUAUGCAGGAUUAUUUGAGGGCAACUGGACGAUCCGAGAUCGCAAACGCGGCCGAUCUACACAGGAAGAGCCUUCUCACUGCCGACGCCAACGCUAAAUACGAUCAGAUCAUCGAGCUCGAUCUUUCUACGUUGGAGCCACACGUGAACGGGCCGUUCACGCCCGAUCUCGCUCAUCCCAUUUCUAAAUUGGGUGAAACUGCCAAGAAGAAUGGCUGGCCUAACGAGAUCAAGGUCGGCCUGAUCGGCUCCUGCACGAACAGCUCUUACGAGGACAUGGGUCGUUGCGCUAAUAUCGCUAAGCAAGCCAUCGAUAAUGGACUAAAAGCGAAAUCGGCGUUCAAUGUCACGCCAGGUUCGGAACAAAUUCGUGCCACGAUCGAACGCGACGGAAUAGCCGAGAUUCUUCGAGAAUUUGGAGGCACCGUGUUGGCGAACGCUUGUGGGCCCUGCAUCGGUCAAUGGGAUCGUAAAGACAUCAAGAAGGGUGAUAAGAACACGAUCGUCACAUCGUACAAUCGUAAUUUCACGGGUCGAAACGAUGCCAAUCCCGCGACACACGCUUUCGUCACCAGCCCUGAACUCGUCACUGCUCUUUCGCUCGCUGGCCGAUUGGACUUUAAUCCGGUUACCGAUAAGCUCAAGGCCAAGGAUGGAAAGGAAUUCCUUCUUAAAGAUCCGUUCGGUGAUGAACUUCCAAGCCGUGGUUUUGACCCUGGCCAAGACACUUAUGACGCUCCUCCAGCAGAUGGCAGCACUGUCAAAGUCGACGUGAGCCCGAAGAGCGAGAGAUUGCAAUUAUUAGAGCCAUUCGACAAAUGGGACGGCAAAGAUCUCACCGAUUUGACCGUUUUGAUCAAGGUAAAAGGAAAAUGUACCACCGAUCACAUCUCGGCUGCUGGCCCAUGGCUGAAAUAUCGUGGCCACUUGGACAAUAUCUCGAACAAUAUGUUCAUCGGAGCUGUGAAUGCAGAAAAUGGUGAAAUGAACAAAAUAAAGAACCAGCUUACUGGUGAGUGGGGUAAAGUUCCGGACGUUGCCAGACAUUACAAGAAAAAUGGCGUCAAAUGGGUAGCAGUUGGUGACGAAAACUACGGUGAAGGUUCGUCCCGAGAACACGCAGCUUUGGAACCGAGACAUUUAGGCGGCCGUGCCAUUAUCGUAAAGAGCUUUGCCCGUAUCCACGAGACCAACUUGAAGAAACAAGGAUUGUUGCCUCUCACCUUUGCCAAUGCUAGUGAUUACGAUAAGAUUCAACCUACAGAUAAGAUCAGCCUUCUUGGAUUAAAGGAUUUGGCACCUGGAAAAUCCGUUCAAGCAGAAAUCAAACACAAGGAUGGCAAAGUGGACAAAAUCACGUUAAAUCACACCUUGAACGAGCAACAAAUUUCCUGGUUCAAGGCAGGUUCAGCUCUAAAUCGUAUGAAGGAGAUUGCCAGUGGACAGUAAUCGCGUUCGUUCAUCGAAGAAAUUUCACAUUUUCGAGAAAACGUGCACGAUCUCGUAGUUAAUUGUGUGUUUAUCGAUAUCGAUGCUAAGAAUGGAUACAAUAUAACACACCAAUCUUCCAGUUAGAUUUACGUAAAAUAUUCGUCAAGAUGAGGGCGCUUCGAUCGUCGUUUCGAUCGACAUGGCGAUCGACGAAUAAGUUACUUAAAAAACGAGAAAGAAAGAAGAGGAGAGAAGAACGUGCUGUCAUGCCAGAUAUUUUGGUGUGAGUUGAUCAAUACCUCAAUAAAAUUCGUAAUAUUCGUCGUAAGAUAACGAAUGGAAGAGAACAACAACCGUGAUGAACCGAGCCUGAGUGGAAACGCGAAGAAUAAUCUAGCCAAUUUUCUAGUUAACGUCAGUUUAUCUUAGAAAAGAAUGGAUCGUAUCAUUCUUUAGACAUUGUUACGCACUUGUAUCACGCCUGUUGAAAAUCACGCGUUGAAAGAUUCUGUGUUUCGUAAAAAACGCAAAAUUUUCAUCUGCCGAUAAGGAAGACAAUGCAACUCGCACGUGCCGUUGUGUGUUCAUUUUUAAAAAAUCGUGUACAGCCCCGACGAUGGCACGUCGAGAUUGCACGUCUUCUUAUCGGGCAUGAAUUUCGUUCUGGUUCGACAGAAUCUUCUGUACAUAUUACAUCGUUCGUAGUGUAGAACAUGUCACGAUUGUAAUAUUUUCUAGAUACGACUGAUACCAUCGAAUGUAAGAUUCGUUGUUAUUGCAUCAGAAAGAAAUAAAAAAUUUUUCUGGAGCGAAUAA
Messenger RNA from Apis laboriosa (Himalayan honeybee), 3331 nucleotides. RefSeq names its product probable aconitate hydratase, mitochondrial. Gene Ontology annotation, biological process: tricarboxylic acid cycle. Gene Ontology annotation, molecular function: aconitate hydratase activity; 4 iron, 4 sulfur cluster binding. The record is from RefSeq and is a predicted model, not a curated record. Bases 167 to 2533 code for a protein of 788 amino acids. The transcript has 9 exons. Lineage: Eukaryota; Metazoa; Arthropoda; Insecta; Hymenoptera; Apidae. Gene Ontology annotation, cellular component: cytosol; mitochondrion.